Messenger RNA from Neoarthrinium moseri, 3114 nucleotides. RefSeq lists its product as uncharacterized. Lineage: Eukaryota; Fungi; Ascomycota; Sordariomycetes; Amphisphaeriales; Apiosporaceae. Gene Ontology annotation, molecular function: protein binding. Bases 1 to 3114 code for a protein of 1037 amino acids. The transcript has 3 exons. The record is from RefSeq and is a predicted model, not a curated record.
AUGGACCAGCAGCCUUCGCAACUGCUGCCGAGAUCGCGCCCUCGUUCCAGCCAGACCACCGUCUCGGUCAACUGGGACGACGCCGACUCGCUCUCGCCCCAUCCCCGCAUCAAGUUUGAGGUUGCCGAGUGCAUCGAGACAAAGACCGUCACCACAACCACCACCACCAAGAGGGCCUUCCCGCCCAUGUUCGUGCGCGAGCCCCGGCCCCUGCUGUCCCUCGACUCCAAGGAGUACCCUCUCGCCCGCCGCCCGACGCCCCCCGAGCUGGCCAACUUCACCUUUGACCUGGACGAGCACGGCUCGCUUUCGUGGCCGACAGACACCGAUGUUGACCAUCACGAGUCCUUCCAGUCCUCCCAGUCCGCCAGCGAUGGCUUCAGCCAGGAGAUCAAGACCGAGCCUGCCCUGGACUCGGAACCUCGCCGACGGCCCUCCAGGACCCUGCCCGACCUUUCCGCACGCAGAUCCCACAAGAUGAGCACGCGCUCGUCCUCUCCCAGCGCCAGGGGCAUGGCCAAGAGGGCCGCCUCCAAGUCAUCGCGUUCCCAUGCUAGUGCCGUGUCGGACAAGCUGCGGCGAGCCAUCGCCAACGGUGCCCGGAAGGAGAACGACCACGACGGCAGCGCCAGGCUUGGCGUCGGCCUUCCCAUCACUCCGGACACGUCCGAACUGGCAGGAUCCAGCGCCGGCGGCCCGGGCCGUCCGCCUUUAAGGCUCCGACGCUCCAACCUGGACACGUUCGAGACCCCGGACUCGGAUCCAAGCCAGGUGCCCCAGGACGAGUACUUCAACAUAUCCAGCCCCUCAGGCAGCGACUCUCACACCGUCUUCAGCAGCAACGUGGCCACGCCUCCCGUUACGGACGCCGAUGUCGAGCCCUUCACCGACGCCGACGAGUCCCUCCAGCAGUCCAUCCGGGCCCUGCACCACCCGCGCCCGAUCAACACCCUGGCUGCUCAGGAUGCCAGCCUGCCUAGCCCGCGCUUGUCCCCCACCUUGCAGGCUGCCCAGCUGCACUCGGCCGAUCGGGAGGACGAGGACGAGGAUCUGUCGGUCCUGGCCAACGACGACGGGCAGAACAUGGCGGACGACGAGUACGGUGAGUCCUCGGCCUUGGUUCAGACGACGCCGACCGCCCUCCAGCGUUUUGGCUCCUCGCAGGCGGCCAGGUCCGGCCUGAUGGACAGCCAGUCCAUGCUCGAGACCUUCGACGCCAUGCCCGCCGAGAUGAAGACUUUCAUGAUGUACCAGCUGCUCCGCAGAUGCUCGAGGAAGGUCCUCCACGUGGUUGCGGGCGUUGUCAACCCGGCCCUCAAGUGUGAUAUUCUCAAGGAUCUCCCCCUGGAGCUCACGCUGCACAUCAUAUCCUACCUGGACUGCCGCGAGCGAUGCCGGGCGGCCCAGGUCUCCAAGACGUGGCGCAACAUCAUCGACAGCGACGAGACGGGUUGGAAGGACCUGCUCGACCGCGACGGCUUCACCCUGCCGCCUGGCGAGGUCGACCGGGCCGUCAAGGAGGGAUGGGGCUGGCAGGACCCCGUCGGCCCCGAGGGCUGUGAGCGCGACAUGAGUCUCCAGAACCGACUGACAGCGAGCGAGGCCGAGCUGCGCGCGACCAAGCCCGACCCGCCGCCUCAGAAGUUGCGAAGUUCCAAGCGUAAGAGAGCUCUGAACAACUUCGGCUCGGAUCGAUACAAGCGACGCGCCAGCGCCCAGGACAACGUCAUCCGGGAGAAGGAGCGGGAGGACAAGUCGUUCGAGGUCAAGACACACCGGUCCGAAGGCCCCAUCACGGCCGCCAACGCCGCCGCCGUGGCCGUGCCCGACCCGCACAUCGGCCUGUCAUCGCUGCGGAAGCUCCACCUGUUCAAGUCGCUCUACCGCCGACACUACAUGAUCCGGAAGAGCUGGACCAGCGGCAAGGUGAAGCCGAGCCACGUUGCUUUUGCCGCACACCCUCGCCACGUCAUCACCUGCCUGCAGUUUGACGAGGACAAGAUCAUCACUGGCAGCGACGACCAGCUCAUCCACAUCUAUGAUACCAAAACGGGCAAGCUGCGGAAGCGGCUCGAGGGGCACGAGGGCGGCGUCUGGGCGCUGCAGUACGAAGGCAACAUCCUCGUGUCCGGAUCCACCGAUCGCUCGGUGCGUGUAUGGGAUAUCGAGAAGGGACUUUGCAGUCAGGUCUUCUACGGUCACACUAGCACUGUCCGGUGCCUGCAGAUUCUCAUGCCCACGGACACGGGCCGUGUGGAGAAUGGUGCACCAGUCAUGAUGCCCAGCAAGCCUCUGAUCAUCACAGGCUCGCGCGACAGCCAGCUCCGCGUCUGGCGCCUACCCGAGCCCAAUUCGCGCCGCUACAUCCAGACAGGCCCGCCAGCUAAUGACGCCGACUGCCCCUAUUUCAUCCGCACCCUCCAUGGCCACGCGCACUCCGUACGCGCCAUCGCCGCCCACGCCGAUACGCUGGUCAGUGGGAGCUACGACAACACGGUGCGUGUCUGGAAGAUCAGCACCGGCGAGACAGUCCACGUUCUCCAGGGCCACACGCAGAAGGUCUAUAGUGUAGUCCUGGACACGGCACGUAACCGCUGCAUCUCCGGCAGCAUGGACAGCUACGUCAAGAUCUGGGACCUCGAGACCGGUUCCUGCACACACACCCUCGAGGGCCACACCCUUCUCGUCGGCCUGCUGGAUCUGCGUGACGAACGCCUGGUAUCGGCUGCAGCUGACUCUACCCUGCGCAUCUGGGAUCCUGAGAGCGGCCGAUGCCAGUCCACCUUGACGGCCCACACGGGGGCCAUCACCUGCUUCCAGCACGACGGGCGCAAGGUCAUCAGUGGCAGCGACAGGACCCUCAAGAUGUGGGACAUUCGGACGGGAGAGUGCAUCCAGGAUCUGCUCACGGACCUUAGUGGGGUCUGGCAGGUACGCUUUGACGAGCGCCGCUGCGUUGCCGCCGUCCAGCGGGAUUCGCUCACAUACGUCGAGAUUCUCGACUUUGGCGCUGUACGCGAUGGCAAAAACCCCGAAGAGCUCGGCCGGCGAAUAUUACUAAAUCCUUCCGAGGUGCAGCGUCUGACGGCUGGCAAUGACAACGAUGACAACUAG